AAGUGACCCGGAAUAAAAAUGUAAGCACUCUUUCCAGACUUUCUCUGAUCCUGUAUGGAUACGUCCCAGUUUAAAGCUUGAAACAGCUGCAUUUCGGCAUUUAAAAUUACUUUCUUGUCCAUCUGACAGAAUUUGUUAUUGUUGCUGCUGUGUAACAAAGCCAACAUAGCAAGAGUAAACAUGGAAGCCUUGCUUAAAAAAGAGCUGGGAACUUCGAUACUGAAAGCCUCGGGCCAUUCAGGAUCGGGCUGCAUCAGCGAGGGACAGAGCUACGACACUGACAGCGGACGGAUUUUUGCGAAAAUAAACCACAAGAGCGAGGCCAGGCUCAUGUUUGAUGGAGAAGCAGCCAGCUUGGAUUCCAUCUUGAAGACAGAGACUGUGAAAGUGCCAAAACCAAUGAAGGUGAUUGACCUCAAGACUGGUGGUGCAGUGUUCGUCAUGGAGCAUAUGGAUAUGAGGAGCCUGCACAAAUAUUCUGCGCAGCUGGGGGAGCAGCUGGCCGAUCUGCACUUGCACAAUCAGAGGCUGAGAGAACGGAGGGACAAGGAAGAACAAACUGUUGGGAAAGGAUCAGGCCAGUCUGAUGUUCCCGUCAUUGACAAGUAUGGGUUCCAGACGCCCACCUGCUGUGGUUACCUGCCGCAGGUGAAUGACUGGCAGAGUGACUGGGUGGCCUUCUUCACCCAGCAGAGGCUGCAGCACCAGCUGGGUCUGUUGGAGCAGUCCUGUGGAGACAGGGAGGCAGAGGAGCUAUGGACUCAGCUGCAGCUUAAGAUCCCCAAGAUGUUUGAGGGGGUGCAGGUGUACCCCGCUCUGCUUCACGGGGACCUGUGGUCGGGCAAUGUGGCCGAGGGUUCAGGCGGCCCCGUCAUCUUUGACCCUGCCUCCUUCUACGGCCACGCUGAGUAUGAACUGGGCAUCGCUGGGAUGUUCGGUGGGUUUGGGAGCUCCUUCUACUCUGCCUACCACAAGAAGCUUCCCAAGGCGCCCGGGUUCGAGAAGAGGAAGCAGCUCUACCAGCUCUUCCACUACCUGAACCACUGGAACCACUUUGGCAGCAGCUACAGGGGAUCCUCACUGCGCAUCAUGAGGGACCUCCUCAAAUAGGCAUUGCCUCUGCCUGAAGGACCUGGAGGUGGCUGCCCUUCUCACUGCCUGAAGGCCAGAGCAGGGUUUAAAUUGGCGAAGCCCAUUUUGCACAGCAGAAAUAUUUCCGUUAUACACAUCUAGAGAUGCGACUGACAGUCCCUGUGUAAGCAUUUCAGUGAGGUGAGAAGCAUUCCAAAUGGCCAUUUUAAAGGCUUCCAGGUGGCCUCUGUGGUGACUAAACUAAUUAUUUAAAUGACAACUGUCUGUUUAAAAAACUGAUAAUGCUUCAUUACAUUACAUUAUUGGCAUUUGGCAGACGCUCUUAUCCAGAGCGACGUACAACAAAGUGCAUACCCAUAACCAGGGAUAAGUGCACUUCAAACAACAGAUGUAUGUUCAUCAUUCCAUUUAACACUGUUAGGUGAUUAAAUUCAUUAUAAUCAAACUUUGCAGUGUGUUAGAUUACCUUGAAGUAUUACAAGUUUGUUUUUUUAAAUGUGAUAGUUUAAUUUUAUUUAUUGAAAAAUGUAGCACACCUUAUGGGGUCAUUGCUGUCAUCCACUUAACCCUGUGCAGGAAAAUAAUCCUAAUGAGUCUAAUGAGAUUGACAUCCUAUCAUUUUCGGCUGUAAACACCCCCAGACAUUAUCCCAGAUGACUAAAGAAACAUUUGACAUCAGGUUCUGGUUGAUGUUACUGGGUUUAUGAAUUGUAGUGUAAUUUAAAAUAUGAAUACUGCAAGCUAAUAAAAUACUAUGUAAAUUCUG
Molecule: messenger RNA, 1858 nt
Organism: Conger conger (European conger)
Lineage: Eukaryota; Metazoa; Chordata; Actinopteri; Anguilliformes; Congridae
Product: ketosamine-3-kinase-like
Exons: 6
Coding region: 181-1110 (309 amino acids)
Source: RefSeq, a predicted model, not a curated record